Knipowitschia caucasica is the source of this 1518-nucleotide messenger RNA. The record is from the annotation of a GenBank genome assembly. Lineage: Eukaryota; Metazoa; Chordata; Actinopteri; Gobiiformes; Gobiidae.
AUGAAGAGGAUCAGCGCCCACAAACUUCAGCCAUGUGUCUUUGAACUCUGCAAGUUCUACUCCCAGUGUCUGUGCUUCAGGACCCAAGGGCGUGACAGGUACUGCUCGGACAGUCAGGUGUGGUACCAGAGACACACUGUGGAGCUGUGUAGACGAAUCUCAAACAAAGAUGUCUGUCAAAGAUGUGCGAGCAGCUGUGACCAUGAGUUCCUGUCCUCCUCCACCUCCCCCUUCUCCCCCACCUCCUCCACCUCCCCCUUCUCCCCCACCUCCCCCUUCUCCCCCACCUCCUCCACCUCCCCCUUCUCCCCCACCUCCUCCACCUCCCCCACCUCUCCCGCCUCAGUGCUCAGGCCCCACCCCCUGGAGGGGCAGGAGGGGGAGAGGGGGGAGAGAGGGGAGAUGGCCUGUCCAGACCACACUGACCAGAGUGAGCACAGUGACCACAGUGAGCCCGCUGCAGACUCCAGCACAGAGCGGGACAGAAACAGACUGAACAAGCUGGUCAGGAGGGCCAGCUCCACUCUGGGCUGCUCCCUGGACUCUGUGGAGGAGGUGAGGGACAGGAGGCCCCUGGACUCUGUGGAGGAGGUGAGGGACAGGAGGCCCCUGGACUCUGUGGAGGAGGUGAGGGACAGGAGGCCCCUGGACUCUGUGGAGGAGGUGAGGGACAGGAGGCCCCUGGACUCUGUGGAGGAGGUGAGGGACAGGAGGCCCCUGGACUCUGUGGAGGAGGUGAGGGACAGGAGGCCCCUGGACUCUGUGGAGGAGGUGAGGGACAGGAGGCCCCUGGACUCUGUGGAGGAGGUGAGGGAUAGGAGGCCCCUGGACUCUGUGGAGGAGGUGAGGGACAGGAGGCCCCUGGACUCUGUGGAGCAGGUGAGGGACAGGAGGCCCCUGGACUCUGUGGAGGAGGUGAGGGACAGGAGGCCCCUGGACUCUGUGGAGGAGGUGAGGGACAGGAGGCCCCUGGACUCUGUGGAGGAGGUGAGGGACAGGAGGCCCCUGGACUCUGUGGAGGAGGUGAGGGGCAGGAGGCCCCUGGACUCUGUGGAGGAGGUGAGGGGCAGGAGGCCCCUGGACUCUGUGGAGGAGGUGAGGGACAGGAGGCCCCUGGACUCUGUGGAGGAGGUGAGGGACAGGAGGCCCCUGGACUCUGUGGAGGAGGUGAGGGGCAGGAGGCCCCUGGACUCUGUGGAGGAGGUGAGGGGCAGGAGGCCCCUGGACUCUGUGGAGGAGAGUUUCUCGUCAGUUCUUCUCUUCAGCCUCAAACUGCGCUGCUCCACCGCCCUCUGCCUCCACCACCUGCAGGACUACGGCUGCCACUGCCGCUUCACAGGGGGGGCCGCAGGGGGGCCGAGCCGGGGGCCCUUGGACCCGCUGGACGCGUGCUGUGAGAGCCACAGACUGUGUUACCAGAGUGCUGCCCCCUGCAGACCGGAGGUGGCGCUGCUCCCACAGAAUCUGACCUGUUCCUCUGUGAACAUCAGCCUCAGCUGCGGUGAGUCCUGCACCUGA